Messenger RNA from Lacerta agilis (Sand lizard), 1224 nucleotides. Its product is annotated as olfactory receptor 52B2-like. Gene Ontology annotation, cellular component: membrane. The transcript has a single exon. Gene Ontology annotation, molecular function: G protein-coupled receptor activity; olfactory receptor activity. The record is from RefSeq and is a predicted model, not a curated record. The coding region runs from base 19 to 975 and encodes 318 amino acids. Gene Ontology annotation, biological process: G protein-coupled receptor signaling pathway. Lineage: Eukaryota; Metazoa; Chordata; Lepidosauria; Squamata; Lacertidae.
CUGUCGCCUCCCGUCAUCAUGGCUGCUCUCAAUGACAGCAGCUUUGACCCCGUCACAUUUGUCCUGACCGGCAUCCCUGGCAUGGAGGAAUCCCACGUGUGGAUUUCUGUCCCCUUCUGCCUCAUGUACGUCGUGGCCCUCCUAGGGAACUCGUUCCUCCUCUUCCUCAUUGCCACCGACCACAGCCUUCGCCAGCCCAUGUGCCUCUUCCUGGCCAUGCUCUCUGUGGCGGACCUCCUACUGUCCACGGUCACUGUGCCCGAGAUGCUGGCCAUCUUCUGGUUCGGCUCCAGGAAGAUCUCUUUUGACGCCUGCAUUGCUCAGAUGUUCUUCACCCACUUCAGCUUCAUCGCAGAGUCCACCAUCCUGCUGGCCAUGGCCUUUGACCGCUAUGUCGCCAUCUGCGACCCGCUGCGCUACAUGGCCAUCCUGACCCCGUCGGUGAUUGGGAAGGUGGCCCUGGCGGCCGUGGUCAGGGGGCUGUGCAUCAUGUCCCCACCCAUCUUCCUCCUCAAGAGGCUGCCCUACUGCGGCCACAGCACCAUGCAGCACACCUACUGCGAACACAUGGGCAUUGCCCGCCUGGCCUGCGGAGACAUCACCAUCAACAUCUGGUACGGCUUCACGACGACCCUCCUGUCCUCAGGGGUGGACGUGGUGCUCAUUGCCUUGUCGUACGGCCUGAUCCUCAAGGCCGUCUUCCAGCUCUCCUCCAAGGAGGCCCGCCUCAAGGCUCUCCGCACCUGCGGCUCCCACAUCUGCAUCAUCCUGAUGUUCUACAUGCCCGCCUUCUUCUCCUUCCUCACCCACCGCUUUGGCCACAACAUCCCCAGCUGCAUCCACAUCCUGCUGGCCAACCUCUAUGUCAUCGUCCCUCCCAUGCUCAACCCCAUCGUCUACGGGGUGAGAACGAGGCAGAUACGGGAGCGAGUCGCCCACGUGUUCUCGCGGACAGGAAGGUGGAGGUGCUGCUAGAAGGCAGCGCUUGGUACAUCAGCCCCCCAGAACCUGUACGGAAGGCUGCCUGAGAUAUGGAGACCCUCCUUCACGAGAGAAGGAAGGUGGGCUGCUGAGAAAUUGGGUGGGCAGGAAAGCUAAGGUGAGAUUCUUACCUGGCUCUCUGCUCUCCGUUUCAUAGAGCUGGGGAAAGUUCAGAAAAGGGCAACCGAAAUGACCAAGGGGUGAAAUGACUCCCCAACAAGGAAAUGUAGCAUGACUUUUUAG